This is a messenger RNA of Chinchilla lanigera (long-tailed chinchilla), 2547 nucleotides long. RefSeq names its product ubiquitin-conjugating enzyme E2N (gene Ube2n). The transcript is spliced from 5 exons. Gene Ontology annotation, cellular component: nucleus. Gene Ontology annotation, molecular function: ubiquitin conjugating enzyme activity. Gene Ontology annotation, biological process: protein K63-linked ubiquitination; DNA damage tolerance. The record is from RefSeq and is a predicted model, not a curated record. Lineage: Eukaryota; Metazoa; Chordata; Mammalia; Rodentia; Chinchillidae. Bases 447 to 884 code for a protein of 145 amino acids.
CGCCCUGUGUGCGUGAGGCGCCUGCGGCGCGGGCCGCCCAGUUCCCCCGCCUCUGCGCCGGCUCGGCCGCGACGCGGAGCUCCUCCCGCCUCCCCUAAAUCCCCGCCCCGCCUGCGCGUCACUUCCGCCACCCCCGGCUGGGGUUUGGGGCGGGAGCGCGGGGAGGGGGCCAGGUUGGAGGGAAGCCCGCCCGCGCCGGCGCAGGGACUACAUUUCCCGAGGGGCCUCGGCGGCGGCGGCGGGCGCGGCGACGUCCCCCGGAAGUGGAGCCCGGGACUUCCACUCGUGCGUGAGGCGAGCGGAGCCGGAGUCGCGACCAGAGGCCGAAGUCGGGAUCUGACAAGAUGGCCGGGCUGCCCCGCAGGAUCAUCAAGGUCUUAAACUGGCAAGAGGCAGAACUUGGAUCUUGACCAGUGUGACUCUCCCCUGUCUCUUGUUAUUGGGAAAUGACAGAGGAAACCCAGCGUUUGCUGGCAGAGCCGGUUCCUGGGAUUAAAGCAGAACCAGACGAGAGCAACGCCCGUUAUUUUCACGUGGUCAUUGCUGGCCCCCAGGAUUCCCCCUUUGAAGGAGGGACUUUUAAACUUGAACUAUUUCUGCCAGAAGAAUACCCAAUGGCAGCACCUAAAGUACGUUUCAUGACCAAAAUUUAUCAUCCUAAUGUAGACAAGUUGGGAAGAAUAUGUUUAGAUAUUUUGAAAGAUAAAUGGUCGCCAGCACUGCAGAUCCGCACAGUUCUGCUAUCGAUCCAGGCUUUGUUAAGUGCUCCUAAUCCAGAUGACCCAUUAGCAAAUGAUGUAGCGGAGCAGUGGAAGACCAACGAAGCCCAAGCCAUAGAAACAGCUAGAGCAUGGACUAGGCUAUAUGCCAUGAAUAAUAUUUAAGGCGGCCCGAUCAUCAAGUUUGUGUCACUUCUCCUGUUCUGCCAAGACUUCUUCCUUUUUUGUUUGCAUUUAACGGACACAGUCUUAGAAACAUUACAGAAUAAAAGCCCAGACAUUUUCAGUCCUCUGGUGAUUAAAUGCACAUUAGCAAAUCUAUGUCUUGUCCUGAUUCACUGUUGUAAAGCAUGAGCAGAGGCUAGAAGUUUCAUCUGGAUUGUUGUGAAGCGUUUAAAAGCAGUAGCCUUCUGCUUUUAUUCAUUUCCCCCAUCAUGGUUUAAGUAUAAAGCACUGUGAACGAAGGUAGUUGUCGGGGUUAGCUGCAGGGGUAUGGGUGUUCUUUAUUUUAUUUUAUUUUAUUUUAUUUUAUUUUUUGAGGGGAAAGGUAGUUUCAAAAUUUUAUGGGCUCCCCCCUUUUAUGGUGAUCUAAUUGCAUUGGUUAAAAAGCAGCUAACCAGUACUUUUAAGAUAUGCUCUCUAGCCAAGUCUAACUUUAGAUGCUGUAGACGGACAAGCUGAUUGUUUGAACCAAAAUGGGAACAUUAACAAACAUCACAGCCCUCACUAAUAACAUUGUGAUUUUGCAGUCAAGUGUAGAGUACCCCUUCAAAAAAAGCUUGUGACCAUUUUGUAUGGCUUGUCUGGAAACUUCUGUAAAUCUUAUGUUUUAGUAAAAUAUUUUUUGUUAUUCUACUUUGCCUUUGUACAGUUUAUUUUACUGUGUUUAUUUCAUUUUCCCAAUGUGACAAUCGUAUUUAAAAAUUAAAAUCGAUGGAACAUUCUGCUUUGGUCUUCACCAUCUGACAAAUAGAAUGGCAAGAGAUGGAUUUGCCAAUUUCUUUCCACUGAUGCAAAUUUGUGUUAUCACUGAAUGGAGUAUUUAUAAACAGGAGCUGAGCAUGCAUAAAGCGUCAGUGUCUGACCCUUUCUCGCCCCCUAGAAAUUCGAAUAAAUGUUCUGUGUUAUCUGGUCAGGUGCUCGUUGGUGUCUUGCCGUAGUGUUGGAAAAGCACUGCACAGGAGUGUGGCAGCAAAGAACGCAGCUGUGACUGACAACUCAGACUUCCACAUUGUGCCACCUUUUUUUCCCCUCAAAUGUGGGUUAUGACCUUUUUCUUGGUUCUUGUCUGAAAACUUCAUGUGUUACCAUUGGCGUGUGAUUAGGAAACACCAGUGUGAUAAUCAUUUGGGGUUUGCAGAGAUAUUUGUCAAGUUUCCCUCAUGGAACUAAGAGGAAAUCUCAAGCAAGCAGCUUGCAUAAGCAUCAGAAAGAUUUCUUCCUUGAAGCGCACCAGAUUUUCAGUUAAUGAGUCUUGCAUCCAUCCUAAUAUGCUGUGUGAGCUUUUAUUCUUUAAUUUGGUUUCAGUAAAUUUUUCAUUAAUAAGAGUCUUCCCUCACAAAACUGUUCUUUCCCACGUCUCUCCACAUCUGAUUUCCAGUUUUUGUUACUAAGUCUUACGUAGCCAGUCAUAAAUGUGUAAAUGUUAACCUUUGGGUUGGGAUCAUUGUCUCUUGCGGUUUAAGGUAAUGGAUAUUGUAGCCCAUCUGCGUUUUCCUCACUCGUAUUCUCAUGACCUCUGGCAUUUCUUAAGAAUGUGGUGUAUUUUAUUGUGCUCCUAUGUAAGAUGAAGAAUUAUCUAUUAAAAUUACAUUUUCAACAUACAAAA